This is a messenger RNA of Pocillopora meandrina, 752 nucleotides long. The record is from the annotation of a GenBank genome assembly. NCBI's taxonomy places the organism in Eukaryota, Metazoa, Cnidaria, Anthozoa, Scleractinia, Pocilloporidae.
AUGACUAAAGUGUGCUCCAAGCUUGAGAUGUUUGGGUCUCAACAGAUUCUCCCUUUCAUGAUGAAUAACUUAGUUUCCACUGGUACUUUUCUUGGUAUGUAGCCUUUUUCUAAUCAUGAUUUCAAAUAAUUAACUUGUAAUUUUUACUUUUCAGUAUUUUUCAGAGCUCUGAUCUCUACAAAAAGAUUGAUAAAUUAUAGGGUUACUCAGCGUAAGAUUUCCAUGACAGUGAUACUGAUAUGUUGUCAUCUUUUUUUUUUAAAUAGAUUCAACAGAUUUACAGGAGGUUUGCUCAUUGCUAAAUAGCUGUGGUUCACAGACCAUCAGUUCUGCAGCUCUGCAGCCAAGUUAUUUUUGCGGCAAUAUCAUUUCUUCAUGUGGGGUAUACUUCAAAGGAGAUACCAGUAUCAGCCCCUCUGCACAAUCAGAUCUUCAUGAAGUUAUAGAUUUGUCAACUUUGCAACCAGACAAUACCCCUGCCACAUCUACUCCAGUUAGUGUUGAACUUUCUGGUCUGCAAAUUUACAAGACAGAUGUGGCAAGUGUCCGACCAAAUACCAUGAUCACUGACACAAUAGUUUUCUUCUUGUUCAAAUGAGUAUAUUUGUCAGUGUAAUCAUAUAUAUUGUAAACUUAAUUUCUGUUGCUUGCAAUGUAUAAAGAAACAUGUUUAGAUACAUAAUACCAAUUUUGUAUUUUGUUUCAGGUAGCUACCCCAGUGUAUGUAUCCCAUUGUGAGUACCAAUUUCUAA